Messenger RNA from Acanthosepion pharaonis, 1305 nucleotides. Lineage: Eukaryota; Metazoa; Mollusca; Cephalopoda; Sepiida; Sepiidae. The record is from the annotation of a GenBank genome assembly.
AUGGCUGCAGCUACUAUCUACCUUUCCCAUGUCUUCAUCACAUCUCCCAUAUGUUUUCUUUCUAAUGACCUUGGCAAAACUAUUAUUUUUUUUCUUCCUUUUUAUCUGCUUUCUUCACAUGAAUUCAUUAUUUUUCUCCUUAUUUUCUUCUUCCAUCUUUUUUUCCUCUCUCUUUUUCUUCCUCCAUUUUUGAAGGGCAUUAUCAUCAUCUUCAUUGAAUCUUUUUCCUUUUUCUUUUAUUCCUUUUUCCUUCCUUUUUUCUUUCUUUAUUUUCUUCUCUUUUUUCUUCACACUAAUUUAUCUUUUUACUUCUUUUUUUUUCCUUGUUUUCUUCUUUCUUCCUUCAUUCUCUCUCCUCUCUUUUUUGCUCUCCCUUUUUUCGUUUCUCAAAUAGAAUUAUCACUUUCAUGGUUUUUUUACUUUUUUCUUAGUUUUUCUUCUUUUUCUUUUCUUUUUUCUUCACACCAAUUGACUAUCGUUUUUCUUAUUUUCUUCUUUUAUUUUAAAUCUUUUCUCACUCUCCUAUUUUUAUUUCUGAUUCUUUCUAGAUAUAUAUUUCUUUAUUUUUUUUUCUUUCUCUUUAUUUUUAUUCUUCCCUUUCUGCUUUUAUCCUUUCUUUUCCUCAUUCUGUUCACUUUGUUCCAAUUUCCAGAAAGAAUCCAUCAGUCCCUCCUUCUCUCUUUAUAUACCCUUCACAUCUCCUUUUUCCCUUUCUUUUACUCACUUUUUAUUUUCAACUUGCUCAACAUUACCUUUCUGUUCAUUUCUCCUGUUCUCUCUUUUACUUUUCCUCUUUUCUCCAUCCAUCUCUUAUACAACUCACUCCUUCAUUCCCUAGUGCUCUCUUUCCUCUAUAUUUCUCAUUUUGUUUUGCCUUAUAUCUUCUUUUCUUCAUUUUUUUCUUUGAUUAAAUUACACCACAUUGCUUUUAUAUUCUUUCCUCAUAUUCCCCCUUUCUCUUUUUCUUCACACUCUUCCUUUCUCUUUUCCUUAGUUCUUCUACUCCCUCAUUCCCUUACUCUUUCUCUUACCUUUCUAUUUCUCCCUCCCUUCUCCUCACUAAUUCUCCUCCCACCUCUUACUGUCCCUCCUACUUCCUCAUUCCCUAAUGUUUUCUCUUUAACUUACUUUUUUACUUCUCCCUUCCUUCCUCUCUUUCUCAUUUACUCAUCAUCAUUUUUUUUUAUCCAAUCAUUUAUCAUUGUUUUUCUUUCUGACCUGCAAUCAGUUUUGAAUGCACAUAAUGAACAAACCCUCAUCAACCCAUCCCCCUCCCAUCGUAUUCUUUGUUAUCACAGCAAGUAA